Molecule: messenger RNA, 3003 nt
Organism: Hansenula anomala
Lineage: Eukaryota; Fungi; Ascomycota; Saccharomycetes; Phaffomycetales; Wickerhamomycetaceae
Gene: GCV2
Product: glycine decarboxylase subunit P
Exons: 2
Coding region: 1-3003 (1000 amino acids)
Biological process (GO): glycine decarboxylation via glycine cleavage system
Cellular component (GO): glycine cleavage complex; mitochondrion
Molecular function (GO): glycine dehydrogenase (decarboxylating) activity; glycine binding; pyridoxal phosphate binding
Source: RefSeq, a predicted model, not a curated record
AUGCUCUCAAAUCCACUACAAAGAUCACUUACAUGUGAUAUCUCAUCUUCAAAUUUCCAAAAAAUUUAUGAUCCUUCAAUUUCUGUCAAUGCACAAGAUCGUUUGAAACCUUUAGAUAAUUUCCAAAGACGUCACUUGGGGCCAAACUAUAACGAUGUUACUCAUAUGUUGGAAACUUUAGGUUAUAAUGAUCUUGAUGAAUUCAUCAAACAUACAAUCCCGGAAAAUGUGUUGGUUAAAAGAAAAUUGAAUAUUGAACCAGAGAAUGGGUUCACAGAAACUGAAAUGAUUGAGAAUUUGGAAUCAAUUGCUAAAAAGAAUAAAGUUUACAGAUCUUUUAUUGGUAAAGGUUAUUACAACACAAUCACACCUCCUGUUAUCAAGAGAAACGUUUUGGAAUCCCCAGAAUGGUACACUUCAUAUACCCCAUACCAGCCAGAAGUUUCACAAGGUCGUUUGGAAUCUUUAUUGAAUUUCCAAACUGUUAUUUCAGAUUUGACUGGGUUACCAGUUUCAAAUGCUUCAUUACUAGAUGAAGGUACUGCAGCUGCUGAAGCUUUGAGUAUUUCAUUCAACAAUUCAAGAAAGAAGAAGACUAAAUACGUCAUUGAUAAAGAUAUCCACCCUCAAACUUUAUCAGUCUUGAAAACUAGAGCUUAUCCAUUAAAAAUAGAAUUGGUUCAAUUAGAUUUGAAUUCAAAAGAAGGUUUACAACAAUUAGAAUCAAUUAAAAAUGAAAUUUCAGGGGCCCUAUUACAAUAUCCAACUUCAAGCGGUGAUAUUUUUGAUUAUGAACAUUUACAAAAAAUCGCAGAUGUUGUACAUUCUUCAAAAGGUUUAUUAGCCGUUGCUUCUGACUUAUUAGCUUUAACUUUGUUGAAACCUCCAUCAUCAUUUGGUGCUGAUAUUGCUUUUGGUUCUUCUCAAAGAUUUGGUGUUCCAAUGGGAUUCGGUGGUCCUCAUGCUGCAUUUUUUUCCGUUAUUGAAAAAUUGAAUAGAAAGAUCCCAGGUAGAAUUGUUGGUGUUUCUAAAGAUAGAUUAGGUAACCAAGCUUUGAGAUUAGCUUUACAAACAAGAGAACAACACAUCAAGAGAGAUAAGGCAACUUCAAAUAUUUGUACUGCUCAAGCUUUAUUAGCAAAUAUUUCAGCUAAUUAUGCAGUUUAUCAUGGUCCUGUUCGUUUACAAAAAAUUGCUAAAAGAGUUUAUGGCUUUACAUCAAUUUUAGCAAAUUUCAUUAGAGAAAACAGCUCACAUGAAAUUGAGAAUGGACAGUGGUUUGAUACUUUAACUAUUAAAUUAAAUGGUGUUUCAGCUGAUGAAAUCUUACAAAAAGCUGUUGAUCAAUAUCAAAUCAAUCUUUUCAAAGCUGAUGAUUAUACAGUUUCAUUAAGUUUGGAUGAAAGUGUUGUCACCAAAGAUUUAGUUGACUUGACCGAAUUAUUCACUGGUAAACAAAUCCCAAUUGAAUCAUUAAAUGAAUUCCCAGAUUUUCCAAGCUCAUUAACAAGAACUGAUAAAAUCUUAUCAAACCCGGUCUUCAACUUACAUCAUUCAGAAACUGCCAUGUUGAGAUAUCUACACAACUUACAUAACAAAGAUAUCUCAUUAGCAAACACAAUGAUCCCAUUAGGUUCAUGUACCAUGAAAUUGAAUGCCACUGUGGAAAUGUUACCAUUAUCAUGGCCAGAAUUUGGUUCAAUUCAUCCAUUCGUUCCAAAAGAUCAAGUUAAAGGUUAUAAAGAAUUGAUUGAAAUCUUGGAGAAAGAUUUAGCAAACAUUACAGGUUUCACUGCAACUACGUUACAACCAAAUUCUGGUGCACAAGGUGAAUUCACCGGUCUAAGAGUCAUUAAGCAAUUCCAUGAAUCUAAAGGUGAAUUUGAUCGUGAUAUUUGUUUGAUUCCAGUUUCUGCUCAUGGAACAAAUCCAGCUUCUGCAGCUAUGAGUAAUUUCAAAGUGAUCCCAAUCAAAUGUUUAGAAAAUGGUUCAUUAGACUUGGUUGAUUUAGAAGAAAAAGUUGAAAAACAUAAAGCAAACUUGGGUGCUAUCAUGAUUACUUAUCCUUCCACUUAUGGUUUAUUUGAACCAACAGUUAGACGUGCAAUUGAUUUGGUUCAUGAGCAUGGUGGUCAAGUUUAUAUGGAUGGUGCCAAUAUGAAUGCACAAGUUGGUUUAACUUCUCCAGGUGAUUUAGGUGCAGAUGUUUGUCAUUUGAACUUACACAAGACUUUUGCAAUCCCACAUGGUGGUGGUGGUCCAGGUGUUGGUCCAAUUUGUGUUGCUGAACAUUUAGUCCCAUUUUUACCAAAACAUUCUGUUUUCAAAUUAAGAACUGAAACUGAAACUUCAAUUGAAUCUGUUAGUUCUGCUCCUUAUGGUUCUGCUUCAAUUUUACCAAUCUCUUAUGCAUACAUCAAACUAUUGGGUUCAACUGGGUUACCAUUCAGUUCUUCAAUCGCUAUGUUGAAUGCCAAUUAUAUGAUGAAUAGACUGAAAGAUCAUUAUGAAAUUGCAUUUAUUGGACUAGAUGGUAUUGAACGUUGUGGGCAUGAAUUUAUCCUGGAUCUAAGAAAAUAUAAAGAUCAAGGUAUUGAGGCUAUUGAUGUUGCUAAAAGAUUACAAGAUUAUGGUUUCCAUGCACCAACUUUAGCAUUCCCAAUUCCAAGUACUUUGAUGAUUGAACCAACUGAAUCUGAAAACUUGGAAGAAUUGGAUAGAUUUGUUGAUUCUUUAAUCUCGAUUAAAGGUGAAAUUGAUGCAUUCUUGAAAGGUGAGCCAUUAGGUCAAGUUUUGAAAAACGCUCCACAUUCAUUAAGUGAUGUUGUUUCAUCAAACGAUUGGGAAUCAAGAGGUUACACAAGAGAACAAGCUGCUUAUCCAUUAGAACAUUUGAAAACCAACAAGUUCUGGCCAACCGUUGCUAGAUUGGAUGAUACUUAUGGUGAUUUGAACUUAUUAUGUACUUGUCCAUCUGUUGAAGAAGUUGCUAAUCAAUCUUGA